AAAUCCAACCUUCCAUCAUCACAAAUUCUCUACAACAAUCACAUUUCCCAUUCCCAUACCCUUCAUCAAUACAAUGGCUUCUUCAACCUCCUUCUUCCUCUUCUUCCUCCUCGUCUCGUGCCUGGCCCUCGAGGCGGCCGCAGGGCGCGAGGUCCCGACGGACUCCAAGAUGUCCUUCGACGGCACUGUGUGGAUCCCGGGCCUCGGCCGUUACAUGAUCCCCAAGAAAGGCUCCAAGUCCUUGGACUACAACCCCAUCACCGGAGCCCCGGGAGGGAACGGUUUGUCCAUCCCUGGGUUCGGUGGCUCGACCGGAGGUCGCAACUACAUCCCUGGUGGAGACGACACCUUCGUGCCUAAUCCUGGCACGGAGGUGCCCGUCUCUGGCGGUGGGGGGAUCCCUGUACCCUCCAACCCUUGAGCUCAUAUGAGAUGAGAAAGGUUGAAAUCUAAGUUUUUUACCGUUUAUUUUUUCCUUAUGUUGUAUAAGGGUGUGCAGCUCUCUGCCAUGUUUGUCGUCAAUAAAAAGUGUGUGUGUGUUUCUCUA
Molecule: messenger RNA, 547 nt
Organism: Salvia splendens (bonfire salvia)
Lineage: Eukaryota; Viridiplantae; Streptophyta; Magnoliopsida; Lamiales; Lamiaceae
Product: putative cell wall protein
Exons: 1
Coding region: 74-421 (115 amino acids)
Source: RefSeq, a predicted model, not a curated record